CGGCUGGUAAAUAAAGAAAUGAACUAACAAAUUAGGCGCUGAACAUGACCCACGAUAGGCGAAAACCUAGCAGACAGGAUUCAAAUUUCAGAAUCUCAAACAGAGCAAACCGAUCCAUGUCGAGCGGGGGGGUCAUAGUGGAUCUCCAUAGAAACUCCACCAACUGGGCCAAGGUGGUCGAUGACAUAGUUAAAUUAGAGAGAAAGAUAUUUCCCAAGCAUGAGUCGCUUGCUAGAUCCUUCGACGAAGAGCUGGGAAAGAAGAACACCGGAUUGAUUUACAUGGACGUGGACGGAGAAGUUGUUGGCUAUGCAAUGUAUUCUUGGCCUUCUUCCAUGUACGCUUGUGUCACCAAGCUCGCAGUGAAGGAGAAUUGUAGGAGGCAAGGGCAUGGAGAGGCACUGUUGAAAGCAGCAAUUCAAAAAUGCAGAACCAGAAAUGUGCACCGCAUUUCACUUCAUGUUGAUCCCUUGAGGAGUCCUGCUAUUAGUCUCUACAAGAAGUUUGGUUUCCAAGUCGAUAACCUGAUAGAAGGUUACUACUCCUCUGAUCGAAAUGCCUAUAGAAUGUACUUGGAUUUUGAUGCUGAUUAGGUUAAAUGGAGGUCAAAACUUGGUUCAAAGUUGAAUAGUAAUUACUGAACAUUUUUGAAACAGCGUCGACAUAUCUGAACAAGAUGAUCAUUCAAUGAAUGUCAUUGUGACAUGAUGAGAAGUAUCUGAUCCAUGAAGCAGGGAAA
Molecule: messenger RNA, 739 nt
Organism: Carya illinoinensis
Lineage: Eukaryota; Viridiplantae; Streptophyta; Magnoliopsida; Fagales; Juglandaceae
Product: putative [ribosomal protein S18]-alanine N-acetyltransferase
Exons: 2
Coding region: 45-593 (182 amino acids)
Molecular function (GO): acyltransferase activity, transferring groups other than amino-acyl groups
Source: RefSeq, a predicted model, not a curated record